Messenger RNA from Ilex paraguariensis (yerba mate), 462 nucleotides. The record is from the annotation of a GenBank genome assembly. NCBI's taxonomy places the organism in Eukaryota, Viridiplantae, Streptophyta, Magnoliopsida, Aquifoliales, Aquifoliaceae.
AUGGCCUCUUUCGGGGCUCUCAAGUCCCAAAUCUUCGACAGAGAAGCUCGGAAACAGCAGUAUCAAUCUCAUAUACGAGGGCUCAACGCAUACGAUCGCCACAAGAAGUUUUUGGAUGAUUAUGUUGACUUUUAUGGAAAAGAAAGAUCAACAAAAGAAAAAUUGCCUGUUAAAACUGAUCAAGACACUCUGAGAGAAGGAUAUCGGUUUAUACGUUCUGAGGAAGAUGAUAUGAAUCUGUCUUGGGAACAAAGGCUUGUGAAGCGCUACUAUGACAAGCUUUUUAAAGAAUACUGCAUAGCUGAUAUGUCACAGUACAAGAGUGGCAGGGUUGGCCUCAGGUGGAGGACUGAAAAAGAAGUAAUAGCUGGGAAAGUGAAAAGGAUAGUCUGGCAAGCUAUGAGGCAAGUGUUCGUAGAAUUCAUCUUUAAAGCCAUUUGUCUUUACCUUGACUGUAGUUAG